Molecule: messenger RNA, 1489 nt
Organism: Teleopsis dalmanni
Lineage: Eukaryota; Metazoa; Arthropoda; Insecta; Diptera; Diopsidae
Gene: CDC50
Product: cell cycle control protein 50A
Exons: 7
Coding region: 110-1177 (355 amino acids)
Cellular component (GO): Golgi apparatus; plasma membrane; endoplasmic reticulum
Source: RefSeq, a predicted model, not a curated record
GAAGCAACAUAUCAAUUGUAAUAUUUACUCACCUGUGGAAAAGAUAAGUUUUUAACUAUAAAUUAUUAUAGUUUUAUAAGUAGUAAGUGAAACAUAUUGAUUAAUUGAAAUGUCUGCACAGGCUGAAGGUCAGGGUUUGCAACAAAAAUCCAAGCGACCUGCUGACUCGGCUUUUAAGCAGCAGCGUUUACCUGCCUGGCAGCCAGUAUUGACUGCUGGAACAGUAUUACCCACAUUUUUUAUAAUUGGGAUACUCUUUAUACCAGUUGGCGUUGUACUACUUUAUUUCUCAGAUGAAGUAAGCGAGCAUGUCAUAGAUUACACCAACUGUAAUAAGAUUGAUCAAAUCAAUUUGACAUGCGCCCAAUAUAUUGAAUCGAAUCCCAGUAGCCGCUGUGAAUGCCAAAUUAAUUUUAACCUUACUAAUGAUUUUAAUGGCAAUGUUUUUAUGUAUUACGGACUAAGUAACUAUUAUCAAAAUCAUCGACGUUAUGUUAAAUCCCGCGAUGAUGACCAAUUGUUAGGGCGUCUAUCCCUAACACCGUCAACAGACUGUGUACCUUUUGCUUAUACAGAUGAACAAGUCCCGAUUGCACCCUGUGGAGCCAUCGCAAAUUCCCUAUUUAACGACACAUUGACUUUACAUUACGGUAGUGAAGAAGUUCCAUUACUCAAUACUGGCAUAGCAUGGAAAUCCGAUAAAGAUACCAAAUUUCAUAACCCACCCGGAAAUCUGCAAACGGCGUUAAGAGGGUUUGCCAAACCAAAAUUUUGGAAAAAGGAAUUGUGGGAGCUGGACCAACAAAACCCUGAAAAUAAUGGUUUUCAAAACGAAGAUCUUAUUGUUUGGAUGCGUACAGCUGCUUUGCCUAGUUUCAGAAAACUGUACCGACGAGUUAAUCAUACAGCACCAUUAUUUACAGAAGGUUUAAAGAGGGGCAUUUAUACUUUAAAAAUAAAUUAUCAAUACCCAGUUACAGCGUUUGAUGGUUCUAAGAAAAUGAUUUUGUCAACGACAUCUGUGCUUGGUGGAAAGAAUCCAUUCCUUGGUAUUGCAUAUAUUGUUGUUGGUUGCAUUUGUUUUUCUCUUGGUAUUGCCCUACUAAUUAUACAUCUCAAGUGCAGCAAAAGUACUACGGAAAUGAUAAAUGUUAAUCCCCGCACACCGUACUCUUAGAUGUUCACACAACUUUGUCUUUAAUCUUUAACGUACUUUAGAAAAAACCAAAAAUGCAGACAGCGUAAAGCGUUUGCUUAAUAUUUAGACAAAACACAUACGUUUCAUUAAUUUAGUUUUUGCUAUAUUGAGCCGUAAUUUUAUAGAAGUUUUUGUUAAAAUUUGAAAAUUAUUUUUACUUGUUAAAUUUUAAAAAGUAUUUUUACUUGUUAAAUUUUUUUAAAAUAUUUGUACAAAAAAAUUAAAAUGAGUAAAUAAAUAUUUGUCGGAGCAGGUUGCUGUGUUCUUGUUGCCACAUCGAUGUUUCAAAAA